AUGGAGGCACUUCAGACUCCUGCAGAUUGUAAAAGUUUAAUUGAAAAACUAAAAAUAUGUGAUCACGAUGAGCUGCUCAAUGAAUUAAAAAAGAUUAGAACAUGGAACUGUGGUAAGUGUGAAUUAUAUCACUGGAUUGAUGUGCUAGAUAUAUUUGAUACAAUAUUAGAGACAGCAUGUCAGAAAACAAAGGAAAAGCAGUGGUGUUUACCAUGUGAUAUGCCUGGAGAGCAUAAGGUAGUCAAGUGUUUAAUUUGGAGCCAGAAACUUACGAUGUUUUUCAUUUUAGUUCUAUAUAUCUACUGGAAUAUACCUGAUAUUAUUAAAACAUACGAAAUUGAUAGAACUAGUAAUGAUAUAUGCCUCCAACUACACCCAGCAGACAUGCAUAGCUACGAAAUAAGUUUCGAUUAUAAUCCCGAAACAAACAGAUACUUUCAGUGGAUAGUGUACACAGAUGGUUCUAAGCAAGAGUGCGGAGUGGGAGCUGGUCAUCUAACAACUCUGUUAUCUUCAAGUGAUAUGCAGGUAGUUUUAGGAGUCUUGAAUUUGUUAUAUGUAUUCAGCAAAAGAUCAAAUUUCAUUACCAGGCUAAAUGUUGAAAGGAGGCAAGCCUUACUUACUAGACUUACAUAUUUAGCAGAGAGUUGGGGAGGCAAAGAAAAUGGUUUUGGUCUUGCUGAGUGCUGUCAAAACCUUCCCAUCAGUCAUUUUCCAUCCAGUGCAACAACGCUACACUUUGAAUUCUAUUUAGAAAAUGCUGAUGAAAAAUCUGUAAAAAGGCAUCUUCCAAAUACCAUGUGUUGCAUUCAUGUAGAAAAUGUUGAUCAGAUAUUAGACAAAAAUCCAUCACAGAUUAUGGAAGAUCUAAUAGAAACUCACUGUGUUGCAGAAAGCAAACAGAUGUUGUUGUUUACACAUUUAAGGCUGGCACAUAGUUUUUCAGAUUACAGUAAAAGAUUACAAUGUGUUCAAGCUAGACUUCAAGCACUCUCUGUAUUAGUGUACUGCAAUGCUAUACAAGAUAAUGCUAAUUUAUUGCUAUAUAAUGGUCUCAUUGAAGAAUUAGUUGAUGUUUUGGAACUACAUGAUCCCAGUCUUAUAGAAAUAAAGGCUGCUUCACUCAGGACAUUAACGUCUAUAAUUCAUUUAGAAAGAAAUCCAAAGAUAACUGCAAUUAUUGAUGCCACUGGUGCUGCUUAUUAUCAUGGAUUUUUGCCAGUAUUAGUUAGGAGCUGUAUCCAUGCACUUACUGAACCAGAUGCUGAACCAUUUGCUCUUCCUUUUGCAACAGCUCUAUUUUCUUUUCUUUAUCAUCUAGCAAGUUAUGAAAGUGGUGGAGAAGCUUUAGUUUCUUGUGGAAUGAUGGAAGCCUUAUUAAAAGUUAUAAACUGGCAUGGAACAGAACCUGAACAUAUAACAUUUGUAACUAGAGCAGUUCGAGUGAUAGAUUUAAUAACUAAUUUAGAUAUGCAAGCAUUUCAAUCUCAUGGUGGUCUUGCCAGUUUUAUUCAAAGACUAGAAAUGGAAGUUGAUAUCUGUCGUCAAGAAUUACCAUAUGUGAUACAGCCACAGCAGAGAACAGAAUCAUCUGUUGAUUUUCCUGCAUCACCAUCUGCUGUUGUUGCAACAGCUAAUGUUGAAAGUCAAGUACCUAUGGAAAUAGAUACAAUAAAUGUUACUGCUCAUACAAGUGAAGCAGGACCUCAAACAUCAGACUCUAAUGUGGCAUCUACCAGUUCUCAGGAUACUGUAGGGAAAUCUAACAUACUAGAAAUUACAAAAUAUGAGAAUGAAUUUGGUAUUCAGUGUUUUCCACAAAGGGCAGCUCUUCUGAAAUCAAUGUUAAAUUUUUUAAAAAAAGCUAUUCAAGAUCCUGCAUUUUCUGAUAACAUUAGGCAUUUGAUGGAUGGCUCUCUACCAAGAUCUUUGAAACAUGUAAUAAGUAAUGCAGAAUAUUAUGGACCAUCAUUAUUUCUUUUGGCUAUGGAUGUUGUAACGGUAUAUGUAUUUCAAGAACCUUCGUUACUAUCAUCAUUACAAGAUAUCGGAUUAACGGAUAUUGUUCUUCAAGCUUUGCUUGUAAAAGAAGUUCCAGCUACACGUGAAGUACUUGCCUCAUUACCAAAUGUGUUUAGUGCUCUGUGUUUAAAUGCAAGAGGACUCCAAGCAUUUGUGGCAUGUAAGCCAUUUGAAAGAUUAUUUAAAGUUCUUUUAUCACCUGAUUAUCUUCCUGCAAUGAGACGGCGUCGUAGUUCUGACCCAGUUGGAGAUACUGCCAGCAAUUUAGGGAAUGCAAUGGAUGAAUUAAUGCGACACCAACCAAGUUUACGUGCUGAUGCAACUGCUGCUAUUAUCAAGCUUUUAGAAGAACUUUGUGCUAUGGGUAGAGAUCCAAAGUAUAUAUGUUCUAGGCCUGCACCAAAAAAUGAUAAUACAACAAGUAUUAGCACACGAAACAGUAAUGUUAGUACUGAUACUGGUUCAUCAGAUGAGGAUGAUGAUGAUGAUGAUGAGACUGGUGGUAAUCCAGUUUCAAGUUUAUUAAAAUCUGGAACUGAGAAACCAACAGUACCUGAACUUCUUGGAACAGAUAUGAAAACACCAAUACCUCUUGUUGAUUAUAUUUUAAAUGUGAUGCGAUUUGUUGAUGCCAUUUUAAGUAAUAAUUCAACAGAUGAUCACUGUCGUGAAUUUGUUAGACAGAAAGGUUUAGUGCCUUUAAUGGGAAUACUUGGAUUACCAAAUUUACCUAUAGAUUUUCCAAUUACACCAACUUGUCAAGCUGUUGCUAGUGUAUGCAAAUCUAUUUUGAAUUUAGCACAUGAACCUCAAGUGCUCAAACAAGGAUUAUUGCAUCUCAAUGAAGUUCUUCAGUCUUUGGAACCAUUGCAUCGACCAUUGGAUCCUCCAGGUGGUAGUGUUCUUUUAGAAGAAUUAAUCAGUUCAUCAAAUCCAAGUGAAGCAACAUUGAGUGCCCAGUCUACACCAUUAUUACAUGCCAUGGCUUCUGCACAUGCAUACAUAAUUAUGUUUGUUCAUGUGUGCAGAACUGGACAAAGUGAUAUUAGAACUAUCUCUAUUAGUCACUGGGGUUCUGAACUUGGUUUAAGUGUACUUAGAGGAUUAAGUAGAUUGUACACAUCUCUAGUCUGGGAAAGCACUGUACUUUUAGCAUUAUGCAGUGAAAACACUUUACCUGCUGGUUGUCAGUUUGGCCGUCAUCAGUUAGAGAGUCUUUUACCAAAGGAUCCUUUAAAGAAUGAAAAACAAGAAAGUGAAAUGAAUGGAACUACCUCUACAAGUGAUAUUGGUUCAAUUGAAGUCACAUCUGCAAUGGAAGCAUUAAGUACUAAUGGUAGUACAUCAGUAAUGGAAAUAGAUGAUACAGAGAGUAAUUCUAGCGCAGCUGAGAAGCCUAAAGGGAAAUCAUCUCAAUUACAAGCACAAAUUAAACAAAUAAAGCCUCUCUUGUCUGGUGCUUCAAGAUUAGGGCGUGCUCUUGCGGAGUUAUUUGGUCUUCUUGUAAAGUUGUGUGUUGGAUCUCCAGUACGCCAACGACGAGGACAACAAAUUUCUCCAUCGCCAACAGUCCCAAGUCCUGCAGCUCGUGAAGUAGCAUCUGCUCUCACUAGUUUAUUAGCAUCGGGUCUUUCGUGGGAACCUCCUGCAACUUCACCUUUACCAAAAUUUAGAUUGACUUUUUAUAUAUGUUCAGUUGGAUUUACUUCUCCAAUGUUGUUUGAUGAGAGAAAAUUUCCUUAUCAUUUGAUGCUGCAGAAAUUUGUUUCUAGUGGUGGGCAAAAUGCAUUUUUUGAAACAUUUCGAUGGGCAUUAACAGCUGGUGGAACAGUACCAAUUGAACAUGGUCUGGAACACCCUAAUUUACCAGAUGGCACAGGAGAAUUUCUUGAUGCUUGGUUAAUGUUAUUAGAAAAAAUGGUCAAUCCAAAAACAGUUCUUGAAUCUCCUCAUACAUUACCAACUAAGUCUAAUCAAGUUGGAUUUGUAAAUUUCAAUCCUGUUCAUUAUCUAAUUAGAACACAUAAGUUGGCUUUUGAAGCAAUAAUGCAUUUAUGGGAUAGAAAACCACUGAAAAUGUAUGGAGAUAGGAUGUCUGAAUCAAUGCUAGCUAUUCUUUGUCAUUUACUUAGAGGCGAGGCUGUAAUAAAGAUUGUCUUCGAUGAAUUUAAAAGAGCCGUAGGAGUUACUUUCGAUCGUUUCAAUCAAACAUAUUUUGUCAAAGCCAGGAAAGAGAUAAUAAUAUCAGCAGGUACUAUAAAUUCACCUCAGUUGCUAAUGCUUUCGGGUAUCGGACCUAAAGAAGAUUUACAACGUUUACGGAUUCCAGUUAUUUCAAAUCUUCCAGUGGGUUUAAAUCUACAAGAUCAUAUCUUCCCAUUAGGACUGGAUUUCUUAAUUAAUAAACCGAUUUCAGCGGUUCUUCAACGAUUUUUCACUCCAAAGGCGCUGCUACAAUAUUAUAUUGCAGGGAGAGGGAUUUUGACACUUUCUAUCGGAAUAGAAGGUAUAGGAUUCAUAAACACUAAGUACGCAAAUCCAGCCGAUGAUUACCCUGAUAUUCAGUAUCAUUUUUUAUCUGGAGGAAUGGCUUCUGAUGGAGGAAAACUAUUUUUUCCUGCAGCAGGAUUGAAAAGAGAGAUAUAUGAUUUAUAUUAUAGUCCAUUCGAAUAUGACGAUGCAUUUUCUAUAUUUCCUGUUUUGAUUCAUCCCAAAAGUCGUGGAUACGUUAAAUUAAGAAGUGCCAAUCCUUACGAACAUCCAAUUAUUCAACCAAAUUACCUAUCUCAUCCCGAGGAUAUUUUAAGAAUUGGUCUGAAUGUGGAUUGGGAUAUGUCAGAAGAGGAUCAGAUGUUAAGGGCAAUUGCUAUGUCUUUGGGAGAAAAUGUUCUUGUUUCUACAAGUCAGGAAGAUGCAGCUGCUGGUAAAACUGAAGAAGUUAAAGAACAAGAGAAAGAUCAGCAGCAAAUGACACAGCAUUUGCAAGAAGAAGAACCAUUAGCAACUAUUGUCAUAGAUCAUUUUACUGAACAUAUGCUACCUGGUUGUUUGAGAUUACUUGAUAUACUUCCAGAUACUGUAUACAGAGCUUGUGAUCUUAUUGUUGCUGUAGUAGUAAGAAAUGGUGAAGCUUGGCGUGAGAGAAUGCUGCUGCAGUUAUUACAAGAGAUUAUAGAAAAUGUUAAUGCUUUGCUUAAAGCAGCAGCACCAAUGACAACCUCUGAUACACGUUCACUUGAAGAAUGGAGCUGUCAACUAGCAUCUCUUCCAGAAGCAAAUAAAGCAGCUGUACGAAUACAUCUAUUUACAUUAUUGUUUGAGGAGAUGAAGAUGCCAUGUGCGACAUUAGCUGAAAAAAAUGGAUUGGUUGAUUUAUUAGUUCAACUCUUAGAUGCAGCACAACAUUCAUUAACUUUGGUGAAAGAAUCGCCAACUCCAAAGUGGUUAGCUCCUCUAGUCCUUCUGAUAGAUCUAUAUGAGAAGGCUGCAAUUGCUUCAAGAAGAAGAGCUCCUUUACUUCAGAUUCCUAAACGUCAAUGGAAAUGGUUUGAUGAUAGGAGUAACAGAUGGAAUAGUUACACUGCAAAUAAUAAUAAAUCAAUAGAUGAUGCAUAUAGAAAUGGAGAACAAACAGUGCGAUUUACUGCUGGAAGGAGAAGAUAUACUAUUCAGUUCAGUACAAUGGCUCAGGUAAAUGAAGAAACUGGAAAUUGGAGACCUGUUAUGCUUACUGCUGAAACAAAAGAAGAAAGUGAAAAAGAUAAAGAGAAGAAAGAAAAUAAUAAAUCUAAAGAGAAAGGAAUGGAAACAGAUGAAGCUUCAAACACAGAAACUGUUGUAUCAGGAACAUCAAAUGCUACAUCAGAAGUAGAAUCUGUUAAAGGCUUAGUACCUGAUCAAUGCGAAACAUUAAUAAGGUAACAUAAUUAUAAAAUCU
Centruroides sculpturatus (bark scorpion) is the source of this 5959-nucleotide messenger RNA. Its product is annotated as E3 ubiquitin-protein ligase HUWE1-like. NCBI's taxonomy places the organism in Eukaryota, Metazoa, Arthropoda, Arachnida, Scorpiones, Buthidae. Bases 1 to 5943 code for a protein of 1980 amino acids. The transcript has 44 exons. Gene Ontology annotation, biological process: killing of cells of another organism; defense response to Gram-negative bacterium. Gene Ontology annotation, cellular component: membrane. The record is from RefSeq and is a predicted model, not a curated record. Gene Ontology annotation, molecular function: zinc ion binding; pore-forming activity; flavin adenine dinucleotide binding.